Neoarius graeffei (lesser salmon catfish) is the source of this 3664-nucleotide messenger RNA. RefSeq names its product myelin transcription factor 1a (gene myt1a). Gene Ontology annotation, cellular component: nucleus. Lineage: Eukaryota; Metazoa; Chordata; Actinopteri; Siluriformes; Ariidae. Gene Ontology annotation, molecular function: zinc ion binding; DNA-binding transcription factor activity, RNA polymerase II-specific; RNA polymerase II cis-regulatory region sequence-specific DNA binding. The coding region runs from base 56 to 3664 and encodes 1202 amino acids. Gene Ontology annotation, biological process: regulation of transcription by RNA polymerase II. The transcript is spliced from 22 exons. The record is from RefSeq and is a predicted model, not a curated record.
GAGAGAGAGAGAGAGAGAGAGAGAGAGAGAGAGAGAGAGAGAGAUCACAGCCAAGAUGAAGCUGUGUAAAACUUUUCUCGAGAAUGAGUUCCACGGGCAGCUGCUGAGUCAGAGGUGGACAAAAGGGGACCGGAUCAGCAGCUGGGAGAGCAAGAGGAGUAAAAGAACCAAAAUGAGCCAAGACACAGAGGAGAAAAGGACACGGACCCGCUCAAAAGGCAUCAGAGUUCCCCUUGAGCUUGUGGGACAAGAAUACAGUUGUCCGACACCAGGAUGUGAUGGUUUGGGUCAUGUUAGUGGAAAAUAUGCUCGACACAGAAGUGCAUUGGGUUGUCCGUUAGCAAAAAAAAGGAAACUCCAGGAAGCAGAAGAAAGCCAGUCAGUCUCAAAGAAGAAGUCCAAUCCCCUGAAGCUGGCAAUGGAUGAUGGGUUCAAUGCAGACAGUGAUACAAACAGUGAAACUGAACCAAAGGAUGAAGCAGCAGAGUCUGAUGAAGACACAGCAGAGAAAGAAGAAGAGCCUAAGAAGAAGGAUCAUACAUCCGAGCCAUUGACAGAAGUAAUUUCACAAGAGGUCCCUGAAGGUAAAAAUACAGCUCUCAAAGACAUUUCUAUUCCAGCACCUGAAGAGGAGUCUAAAAAAGAACACAUUGAGUCUGAAGCGACUCCCAUCCAACAAGUGACUGUAGAGACUGAAAGUGAGGAGGGCCUUCAAGUUGCCGCAGAGAUCCAGGCCGGAGAGGAAGAGGAGGGAGAUGGAGAAGAAGAGAUGACGGAAGAAGAGAGAAUGACUCAGCAGCUGAAAGCCACUGAUGACCCUGUGCAGGUAUCAGAAGAAGACGGUGAGGAAGAAGAAGAACAUGAUGAGGAGCAUGAGACGCAGUGCUCGAGUCAGAAGAACAAUUCAGACCACCAGUACUUCAGUGGAGACUUCAACAAAGUUCAGGCCAAAGAAACUGAUGAGAAAUCAAAUGAUCAGGAAGAUGAUAUUGAUGAAAUGGAAGAAGAGGAGGAGGAGGAGGAAGAGGAGGAGGAAGACGAGGAGGAAGAUGAGGAGGAAGAGAUGCAGGAACAGGUAGAGCCCAGCCAUUCCCCCAGCACUGUAGCCACCAGCUUCUCAGCUCAGGUAUCAGAACCAGAUGCCAUGAUAAAUAAUUGUGAGAAACCCGAAACUCGUUUAAGUGAGGAUGAGGAAGCAGAAGAAGAAGAGGAAGAAGAUGAGGAGGAGCAAGAGGAUGCAUCGAACAAAGCCUCACCUACAGUGGUCAUAGAGCUUCAAUCUGACGACGAGGACGAGGUUGAGGAGGAAGAAGAGGAUGAUGGUGAGGAUGAAGGAGAGGAAGAGGUAGAUGAAGCAGAAGAUGAGGAAAUGGACAGUGUGUCUCACAGGUCAGAGGUGACAGACGAGUCUGAGACAUAUGACAUGACGCGGGGAAACCUGGGCCUGCUAGAGCAGGCCAUCGCACUGAAGGCUGAGCAGACAGCACGCAGUUCUGAGGAGAGCCACUCUCCAGAACAGCAGAGCUACCACAGUGCAGAUGAGAGGAGCAGCAAGAUGGCUGAAAACACACCACGCAGGGGAUACUAUGGUAAAGAAGGAUCCAGAUCAGAGAAGAAGGAAGUAAAGUGUCCAACACCAGGAUGUGAUGGGACAGGUCAUGUGACUGGACUGUACCCUCACCAUCGGAGCCUUUCUGGGUGCCCACAUAAGGACAGGGUACCACCUGAAAUCUUGGCCAUGCAUGAGAAUGUGCUGAAAUGUCCGACACCUGGGUGCAAUGGCCAAGGCCAUGUCAACAGCAACCGCAACACACAUCGCAGUUUAUCCGGCUGCCCAAUUGCUGCUGCAGGGAAACAUUCAAAGAAUUACGAGAAGCCAUCUCAGACCCAGGCUUCAGUCAGUGAGCAAGCUGUUGGUGGCUCUAACUCAGACAGAGUACUCAGGCCCAUGUGUUUUGUGAAGCAGUUGGAGAUUCCUCAGUAUGGUAGCUACCGGCCUAAUGUGGGACCAGCCACUCCACGAGCCAACCUGGCAAAGGAGCUGGAGAAGUACUCCAAGGUGUCCUUUGACUAUGCAAGCUUUGACGUGCAGGUGUUUGGGAAGCGCAUGCUUGCCCCAAAGAUGCCUGCCAGUGAAACCUCACCUAAAGCCUUCAAAUCAAAACAAUUCCCUAAAGCUUCCUCCCCGAACCAGAACUUAUCAGGAGGCUACACCAAGAGCAGCUCUUCCUCCACUUCCAGUGGAUAUGAUUAUACCCACGAUGCCGAGGCUGCACACAUGGCUGCUACUGCCAUCCUGAACCUGUCCACACGCUGCUGGGAAAGGCCAGAGAACCUCAGCACCAAACAUCAGGACCAGACCAGCAAAGAUAUGGAUAUUGAGGUUGAUGAGAAUGGCACCUUGGACCUCAGCAUGAAGAAACCCAAAAGAGAGGGUGUGAGGUCACCUGACCCUUCUUCCUCAUCGUCGUCUUCGUCACAACAGCAUGGAGUUACCUCACCUCACUCUGGCCAUGCCUACAAAAUAGAAGAGUGGGAGGGGCCAAUAGACUACACCAAGACAACCCGGCAGAAGGAGGAGGAGCCUGAGGAGGUGGAUUAUACCACCCAGUCUUAUGCUUCUUCUGAUGGAGAGGAUGAUGAUGUAACACAAGAGGGUCUGGAGGACAGGAAGUACCCUGGUGAGGUCACCACUUCCAGCUUUAAGGUUAAGCUCACAUCAAAGGAAAACAAGAAAGAGCUCCUGCUAUGUCCCACCCCAGGAUGUGAUGGCAGUGGUCAUAUAACAGGAAACUAUGCAUCUCACCGCAGAUGUCCCACUCCAGGCUGUGAUGGAUCAGGACACAUCACUGGAAACUAUGCUUCACACAGAAGUUUGUCUGGAUGUCCUCGAGCAAAGAAGGGAGGAGUGAAAACAACCCCCACCAAGGAUGACAAGGAGGAUUCAGAGUUGAUCAAGUGCCCAGUGCCUGGCUGUGAUAGUCUGGGUCAUAUCAGUGGGAAGUAUGCCACUCAUCGCAGUGCCUAUGGGUGUCCUCUGGCAGCACGCAGACAGAAGGAGGGCCUGCUGAAUGGCACACCUUUCUCCUGGAAGUCCUUUAAGACAGAGGGCCCCACCUGCCCCACUCCGGGAUGUGACGGCUCAGGCCACGCCAACGGCAGCUUCCUCACUCAUCGCAGCUUGUCAGGUUGUCCAAGAGCUUCUGCUAACAAGAAAAGAGCGAGGUUCCCUGGGGAUGAUUACAUCAGCAAGAAAUUCAGGGCAAGCGAUGUUCUUGAUAAUGACGAAGACAUAAAGCAGCUGAACAAAGAGAUCAGUGAGCUCAAUGAGUCAAACUCUGAGAUGGAGGCAGACAUGGCCAACCUACACACACAGAUUUCAUCAAUGGAGAAGAAUCUGAAGAGCAUGGAGGAGGAAAAUAAAUUAAUUGAAGAGAAAAAUGAAGCUCUGUUCAUGGAGUUGUCUGGCCUGAGCCAGACUCUUAUCCGUAGUUUGGCCAACAUCCGCCUGCCACAGAUGCAGGAGCCCAUCAGUGAACAGAACUUUGAUACAUAUGUGGACACUCUGACCCACAUGUUCAGCAACAAAGAGUGCUAUCAGAACCCUGCAAACCGAGCCCUGCUCGAGUCCAUCAACCAGGCCGUCAAAGGCAUUGAGGUAUAA